GGGGACAUUGAUUCAUAUGGUUUCAGUUGAUACCCUCCUAUUUGACAAAUUCAACCAAAACUCCACUCAAACAACCAACACAGCAGCAGAUAAUGGCCACCGCAAACCUCCAGCAAAACUCAGGGAUUAAACAGGAGAAAAUAACUAUACAAAACAAGUGGGGCGAGAAACUUGUGGGAGUGUUACAUGAAACAGGAUCCAAAGAGAUUGUAACCGUGUCGCAUGGCGUCCAGAGCACAAAGGAAUACAGUAUGCUGGUGGACUUCUGUAAUGCAUUGGAAAAACUAGGGAUUAGUGCCUUUCGCUUUGAUUUUUCCGGAAACGGCGAAAGUGAAGGCUCAUCUCAAGGUGCUGACUUCCUUAAGGAGGUUGAUGACUUAAAAGCAGUAAUCCAACAUUUCAGUGCAGCAAAUCGUGUUGUAAGUGCGAUCAUUGGACACAGUAAAGGUGGGACUGUGGUUAUAUUAUAUGCAUCUUUACAUAAAGAUAUCAAGACAGUUGUCAAUGUGUCCGGUCGUUAUAAGCUCGAUAGGCCCUUUGAAGAGCGUUUGGGAAAAGAUUAUUUGGAAAGAUUUAAAAAAGGAGAAGUGUUGGUUGGUGACAUGGAGGAAACUGAAAUGCAACUCCUGAACAUAAACAUGCAUGACGCGGGACUUAGAGUUGACCAAGAUUGCAGGGUGUUGAUCGUUCAUGGAUCGGCUGAUGAAAUAAAUCCAGUUGAAGAUGCUUUGGAGUUUGCCAAGAUCAUACCUAACAAUGAGUUGAGAAUCAUUGAAGGGGCCAACCAUGAUUACACCAACCACCGACACGAAUUAGUUUCUGUUGUUUUGGAUUUCUUAAAGGUCAAUAUGCAUAGGGCAUGAUUCUUUUAAAGGCCAUGCUCUCUUCUUUGAACAAGAUGAAAUUUUAAGCAAAACAUCACCUAAAUCUUGUAUCCUAAGCUUAAAUAUUAGUGUUACACAAGUAGCAUUUAACAAAUUGGCCGGAAA
Helianthus annuus (common sunflower) is the source of this 989-nucleotide messenger RNA. RefSeq lists its product as uncharacterized. Lineage: Eukaryota; Viridiplantae; Streptophyta; Magnoliopsida; Asterales; Asteraceae. The transcript is spliced from 6 exons. The record is from RefSeq and is a predicted model, not a curated record. The coding region runs from base 93 to 863 and encodes 256 amino acids.